This is a messenger RNA of Spodoptera frugiperda (fall armyworm), 717 nucleotides long. RefSeq lists its product as uncharacterized. The transcript has 3 exons. Bases 202 to 654 code for a protein of 150 amino acids. The record is from RefSeq and is a predicted model, not a curated record. Lineage: Eukaryota; Metazoa; Arthropoda; Insecta; Lepidoptera; Noctuidae.
GAUCCUUCAACUGCCGUUUUUUAGAUACAUCUGUCAUGUCAGUAUACAAAAGUAGGGAUUUUAAAUCAAAAUAGUUUAAGAGUCUUAUCCUUUCUAAAUGGGUGUUCAGGUUGAUGAAUAAAUUGUUAUGUAGGUAACAGCGUUUUGUAAUUACAUGCUUUGGCCGACAAAUUCCUCGUGAUUCAAUGUCGUGUUUACAAAAUGGGCUGUGUGUGUUGUUCUCUAAGUUCAUUCAUCUCAGUUGUGUUAGAUGCUCUCGAAAGAAUAUCACUAUGCACUGUAUGUGCUAUGUUGACAUGUUGUCUGUUGUUCACCAUACUAACCGUUUUGGUAUUGGGGAUUGGUAUCGGCUACCAUUACUGUUUUGUACAAACCUCGGUGCAAUCUAUGUCGAAAGCUGGGAAGGUGAGCUCAGCGGAAGGGUUGACUGAUCCAGUUCGUCGUCAGGGCAACUUGUUGCGCUCUGUGAACAAGGCAGUGCAGCGAGGCUUCGCGCACCGUCACUCGCGGCGCGACGCGGAUGCUCCUCUAGGGAGUAACAACCUGACGGUCGGCGACAACUACACACAAACCGACGGCGUCCACGUCCUCAGCGAUACACCUCUACUCCACCUCCUAUCAACUAAUACAACUAAUUACACUGUCUUUAGUUAACUUUGUACCCCAAUAAUGUCUGUAAGCGUAAUUUUCGUAAAAUAAAAUUGCAUUUAUAGAAAA